CUGCUCCCUACUGGUUGGAUGAACCCAAGAACCUCAUCCUGGCUCCUGGUGAGGAUGGGAGACUGGUGUGUCGAGCCAAUGGGAACCCCAAACCCACUGUCCAGUGGAUGGUGAAUGGGGAACCUUUGCAGUCGGCACCACCCAACCCAAACCGUGAGGUAGCCGGGGACACCAUCAUCUUCCGAGACACCCAGAUCAGCAGCAGGGCCGUGUACCAGUGCAACACUUCCAACGAGCACGGCUACCUGCUAGCCAAUGCCUUCGGGGCUUUUUCCACUGCCCCCAUGGUCUCUCCACUGGUUGCUGCCCUGCUCCCUUGGGCCAAUCCUUUCUCAGUAUGCUGUGUGUUCUGCUGCUCUGUCGUGAGGUUUAAGAAUGGACAAGGGAGCAACCUGGAUGGUGGAAACUACCAUGUCUAUGAGAAUGGCAGUCUGGAAAUUAAGAUGAUCCGUAAAGAGGACCAAGGCAUCUACACCUGUGUUGCCACGAACAUCCUGGGCAAAGCUGAAAACCAAGUCCGCCUGGAGGUCAAAG
Molecule: messenger RNA, 534 nt
Organism: Galeopterus variegatus (Sunda flying lemur)
Lineage: Eukaryota; Metazoa; Chordata; Mammalia; Dermoptera; Cynocephalidae
Product: neurofascin-like
Exons: 3
Biological process (GO): cell-cell adhesion; brain development
Molecular function (GO): cell-cell adhesion mediator activity
Source: RefSeq, a predicted model, not a curated record